Messenger RNA from Mytilus trossulus (common blue mussel), 7114 nucleotides. Its product is annotated as protein transport protein Sec24A-like. NCBI's taxonomy places the organism in Eukaryota, Metazoa, Mollusca, Bivalvia, Mytilida, Mytilidae. Gene Ontology annotation, cellular component: endoplasmic reticulum exit site; COPII vesicle coat. Bases 229 to 4062 code for a protein of 1277 amino acids. Gene Ontology annotation, biological process: intracellular protein transport; endoplasmic reticulum to Golgi vesicle-mediated transport; COPII-coated vesicle cargo loading. The record is from RefSeq and is a predicted model, not a curated record. The transcript has 23 exons. Gene Ontology annotation, molecular function: SNARE binding; zinc ion binding.
GUGAUGCGCAUGACCAUAAUUUGUAAGCUUCCGGUCUAGUUCAGAAUGUGGACUCACCUGAAUAAAUGUUGAAUUAUAUAUUCUUUUCAACCAAUAUGCGGUCUAAAUUACUUCCAGUCCAACUUAUUGAUUUACAAGUUAGCGAACCAGUACCAUUAACAAGAUUAUUUUAAUUAAGGAGCGAAUAUAUACCACCCUAAAGACACCAACUUCUAUAGUACAUCAGAAAUGUCAAACCCGUCUCGCAGUUCUGGAUUUCAGAAUAGCAAAUUUGAACCCAUGAACAAAUCUAUACCUCCAAGUGUGCCAGGUCCUUUCCAUGGAAAACCACAAUCUCCAAGCCAAACACCAUUUCCACAGUCAGCAUUGAAUGGUUCAUCAUAUCCAACAUCAAAUGCUACAAUGCAAUCAGGAAUUGGAGGACCACCAAAUCAAGUAAGACCUAAUGUACAGGGUCUGAUGGGCAAUGGACCACCAAAUCAAGUAAGACCUAAUGUUCAGGGUCCGAUGGGCAAUGGACCACCAAAUCAAGUAAGACCUAAUGUACAGGGUCCGAUGGGGAAUGGACCAUUUCCAUCACAGCAUCAAGCUGCAAGACCUGGUUUUCCUCCUACAUCUGUUCCUCAAUAUAAUACACAACAAAUAAGACCUGUUCAAGGACAAUCUGGUGGACCACCACCUAACACUGGAAUAAACAGGCCUCAGAUGGGAGCACCAAUGUAUGGUCCACCAUCUAGUCAGACAGGACAAAUGCCACCUACGUCAAAUAUUCAACAAAUCAGACCUGGUAUGCGACCUCCAAUGACAAACAUACAGCAACAACCUGGUUUCCCAGGUGGAAUGCCAAAUCGACCACCAUUAGUAAAUGGCCCACAGCAACCAGGAGUUGGUCCACCUAUGAGGAUGGGUCAACCAUCAGUGAGUACUGCCCCUUCAUAUUCAGGAAGUCAGCCACCUCCUGGACCUCCACGAAUGGGUACCCUACCAGUUGGCACAGGACCACCUCCUACUAUUUCUCAAAAUAACCAGCCAGGAACACCACAGCAAUCAGAUGGUCUGCCUGUGCCAUACCAUGGACAGGGACAGUAUUCCCACCAAGUGGGCAUGCAGCUUACACCAGGACUAACACCUAACAAUUCAGAACCCACAUCUCGGAGAUCUUCCAGGACUCCAUCACCAAUGAACAAUAGUCAAACAAUGGAUGCAUUAGAAGGGCAAUUCACACCUGCACCACUAGGUGAUCAAGCCAAGCCAAUGACACCACCUCUAUCACAGGAAAUUCAAGGUCGUGGAACACCACCUAAACAAACUCCUUAUUCACAGCCUGGUCCACCACCAAAUGUGAAUAGUCCAGUUUAUGGGCCUCCACCAACAGGCAUGCCUCAAAGGCCUGGUCCACCAAGUGGAUCAUCUCAGAAUUAUAGUAUGGGAACAGGGCCCCCAUCAGGACCAACAAACUUUAAACCUGGUCCACCAACUGGACCUCCAAAUUACAAUGUUCAAUCACAAGGCUCUCAACCAGGGCCAACACAAAAUAUGUAUCAGCCUUCUGGUCCACCAAGUGGACCUCAGAAUUUUGGAAUGCCACCAACAAGUGGACAAUAUGGUCAAACACCUCCACCACCAACUGGAUACCAGCCAACACCUAGUGGUCCAAACACAAUGCCAUCAAGACCAGGAUACCCUCCAUCUAGUCAAGGAGUGCCACCCCAACAACAAAUGUAUGGCCAACCAGGGCCACAACAGCAAGGUGAUGGCUAUGGUACAGGACAAUACAAUAAUAUGCCUAAUGUAGGAGGAAUGUCUUUGACAGAUGAUUCACGAGUUGUUAAUUUAUUACAAGAAAAACAGUUGAUACCAGCUGAUGGCAUUGAGAACCCAAAGAUAAAACUGCAUAAUGACUUCAAAAAGGUCAACUGUAGUCCUGACAUCCUCAGGUGUACAUUGACUUCAAUUCCUCAAACAUCAUCACUUUUAAACAAAUCUAGGUUACCUUUGGGCAUUCUUAUACAUCCUUUUAAAGACUUAUCACAACUUCCUGUUAUACAAUCUAAUGUGAUAGUGCGCUGUCGAUCGUGUAGGACAUAUAUCAAUCCGUUUGUUUACUUUGUGGAUCAGCGACGAUGGAAGUGUAAUCUAUGUUACAGAGUUAAUGAAUUGCCUGAAGAGUUUAAUUUUGACCCUGUGACUAAGACAUAUGGAGAACCACAACGAAGACCUGAGAUAAAGUCUGCCACUAUUGAAUUCAUUGCUCCUUCAGAGUAUAUGUUGCGUCCACCACAACCAGCAGUGUACCUGUAUUUACUAGAUGUGUCUUUCAAUGCAAUAGAAACUGGUUAUUUGAAUACUUUUUGUCAGACAUUAUUAGAUGAAUUAGAUAAGAUUCCCAGUGAUUCUAGGACUCAGAUUGGUUUUCUGUGUUAUGAUUGUGCAUUAUAUUUCUUUAACUUGGAAGAGAACUUAUCACAACCUCAGAUGUUGAUUGUUUCUGAUGUAGAUGAUGUUUUUCUUCCUUGUCCUGAUAACUUACUAGUCAAUUUACAAGAGAGUAAAGAAAUGGUUUCAGAUUUAUUAAAUCAACUGCCAACUCUGUUUGAAAGCAACAGAGAAACAGGGAGUGCAUUAGGUGCUGCACUUCAGGCUGCAUAUAAAUUAAUUCAUCCAACAGGUGGUAGAAUAACAGUUGUACAGACAGUAUUACCUACCAUAGGACCUGGUGGACUGGAGAAUAGAGAAGAUCCUAACCAGAGAACAACUAAGAAUGUAACAAAUUUAGGACCCUCUACAGACUUUUAUAAGAAAUUGGCAUUAGAUUGUUCAGCACAGCAAGUAGCCGUUGAUCUGUUUAUGUUGAAUGGUCAAUAUGCAGAUAUCAGUUCAAUAUCCUGUAUAUCAAAGUAUUCUGGUGGUUGUAUACACUAUUUCCCCUCAUUCCAUUGUGUGAAGAAUCCCUCAUUAACAGAGAAGUUUGAGACAGAUUUAAGACGAUAUCUCACAAGGAAGAUUGGUUUUGAGGCCGUUAUGAGAAUAAGAUGCACUAAAGGUUUAAGUAUCCAUACUUUCCAUGGGAACUUUUUUGUACGAUCGACAGAUUUACUGUCAUUACCUAACAUCAAUCCUGAUGCAGGGUUUGGUAUGCAGAUGUCUAUAGAAGAUGCAUUGACAGAAAAUAGUGUUGUAUGCUUCCAGGCAGCUUUAUUGUAUACAUCUAGUAAAGGAGAAAGACGAAUACGUGUACAUACCAUGUGCCUUCCAGUUACAAAUCAAUUAAGUGAGAUUUAUGCUGGGGCUGAUCAACAAGCAAUUAUUGGAUUACUGGCAAAAAUGGGUGCAGACAGAAGUGUAACAGCUACAUUACCUGAUGCCAGAGAAGCCAUGUUAAAUGCUUCUGUAGAUUCAUUAUCAGCCUUUGGUAGUACAUUACCUUCUUCACAGAGAAUAGGCAGUUUACCCAUAUGUUACUCACUAAGAUUAUUACCAAUGCUGAUCUCAGCUAUGUGUAAAUUUACUGCCUUCAGAUUUGGUACGACUACCAAACUAGAUGACAGGGUAUUUGCCAUGCAGCAGUGUAAAAGUUUACCUAUACAGUAUCUUAUACAGAGUAUAUACCCUCACUUAUAUCCUAUACACAAAUUAGGUGAAACAACAGUAAUGACAAAGAAUAAUACAGAGGUUCCACAUACCACAAGGCUUCAUCUGUCCUCAGCCAAUAUUGACCGUCAAGGAGUGUAUGUGUUAGAUGCAUAUGAUCGCAUGUACUUUUAUGUAGGAAGUGCUGUUGGUGACCAGUUCUGUCAAGACGUAUUAGAUGUUCCUAAUUUUAUGUCAAUACCUGAAGGAAUGAUUGAUUUACCAGAAUUAGAAAACCCGACAUCAGAAAAUGUUAGAGCAUUUGUAAAUUAUUUAUUGGAUAAUCGACCUAAUGGAUCAACGUUUUAUGUUGUCAGAGAGGACAGUAAAAUACGCAUGGAAUUUUUUCAAUAUAUGGUGGAAGACCGGACUGAAUCAUCAAUGUCUUAUUAUGAAUUUUUACAGCAUUUGCAAAAACAAGUCAAAAGCUGAUUUUGUGAUAUAUAGUGCUUUUAAUUUAUUGAACAAGAUAUUUCUAUAAAAAGAAAUAUUCAUUUUAAAGACGAAAGUACAGUCUCAAAAGGUUUUCAGAUGGGUAAAUGGAAAAGUGAUUAAUAUUUUCAUGUAUUAUUACCCAAGUGCUUGCCACAGAAUUAGAAGUUGUGUGAAAUUGGAAAACUAAAAAAUUUAGUGAUUAUAAUUAAACUUGAAAUAAAUUUGAAAUGUUAAAUCUAUUGUAUCGAACACUGAGGAAUGGAAGUUGAGCCAAAAAACAUUAUUUUAUUCAGGAUAAACAUUCAUGUGAAUUAUAAUAAUGCUGUUGUCCAACAACUGUGUUAACACUUGUUGCAGAUAUCAUUUAUUUUGUUCAACAGAUGAGUUAAAAUUAACUUUGAAAACUGUUACGUUUUUAAAGUCUGUGUAAUUUUUGAAAGAUUUCACUAUAUUGUUUUAAUCAGUCAACAAAUUCUCAUGAAUAUAACUUUAAUUGGCAACUGAAAACUAUGAUAUAAUGAUUGAUAUAUUUUUAAGAUGAAGCCUAGAACGUGAUAAAAGUUGCAACCAGACGUUGGCAUGAUGGUGUAUAAAUAUCUUGGUGCCAACAUAAAAGGAUGCAAUUAUUCAGUUGUUGAUUGUUGUAGUUUAAUGUUUUGUCUCAUGUUGUUGUUUUAUUUUUAUGCUUAUUUAAUGGUAUCUACUGACAAUAUAAUUCCUUUUUGAAAUUUUUAUAAAAAAUUCUUAGGAAUAUUGUCAAUAGUUCAUUAAUUAAACCUUUUAGCACUGUCAAUAAGGCCAGUUCUAUUAUUAUGUUUUGUGAUAUAUAACUGACCCCACUGAUGAACCAAGACAAAUUGUUUUAAAUGCUCCUUGUAAAUGAAAAUGUUAUUUCCUGUGAGUUGAUCAGUUGUGUCUGGGCAAAACAAAUAUAUAUUUUUUACCAUCUAUUUUUUAGAGGCUCUUGGAUUUAUGUAGCAAAAGAAUAAAAUUUCAUCAAAGAUUGAUGACAGCAAAUUAAUAAACAUCAAAAUAUUCUUGAUUUGCUGUGUAUUCCAGGCGGUGGUGGUGCAUGUAGAUUACAUCUUUCAGUUUCACAUUUUGUGGAAAUUGUGUAUAUUCUCCCAUUGUACAAUUGUACCAUCCUGUGAUCUUCAAAUUAGAUCAGGCCUAUUCAAAUUUCAUCUUUUCUUCAAGUCAAACUUUAGGAAUACCAUCUAAGGGAAACAACUCAACAUCAUUGGGCUAAGCUUUAAAAGACAUGGAGACCCACAACAAUGUUAAAUCACUCAAUGGAGAUAUAAAAAAAUAAAUGGAUUUUUAUUUAAGGUUAACAGAAAGUAAAACAUUAUUUGGACUUUUAAUUUAUGAAAAUUUGAUUGUGAAAUGUACUCUUAUUUGCAGUUUUUCAUUUCCCUUUAACAUUUAUACAUUCAAAUUGUUUUCAAAUUGUGUGUUUUAUUUUUUUAUUUCAUGCAUGAUCAAAACACUCACACCAUAUUACUCAUUAUAUUUGAUUUGUCAGGUGUUUACAUCCAACACACUGCACACUUUUAUGAAAUACUUGUAAUUCUAAACUUCUAUCAUGGAAUACAUUGUAAUGUUAUAACUAUUUCCUCUGUGAUCUCAGCUUGACUGACAUUUUGUGUUCUUUAUAUCUUGCUCAUACUGUAAUAACAGUCAUAGUUAAUAUAUUAUUACAUAGGGUUGUAACUUACUUACAAAAUUUAUCUUGUAUUUGCUAGCUUAUGUAUAUUUUACCAGCUCCUCCGCUUUAUUUCCCAUAUAAUUGCAAAUUUGUCACAAAGAAUUAUCAUGGGUUGGAUGAGGCACAACUGAAGUUUAAUUUAAAGGUCCCAAAAAAACAGUAUAUAAUCUACUCCUUAUACUGGAAAUGUAAUAAAAAGAAAUAUAUUUUACAAGAGUUUUAUUUAUUAAAAAUACAAAAUGAUUCUUAUAUGAUGGUUACCAUUAUAUACAUAUACAAUGUACAAUAAUAUUUAUUUUUUAAAGGAUUGAAAUAUUGGAAAACACAAUAUUAUCAUGAUUAUCAGCUGUUAUUGAAUUUUAAAGUUAUAUAUUUAUUUGUAUAUUAAAAUUUAGAGAUUAAAAUAUUGUAAAGAAAUUAAAAUAAGUUAUUCUCCCCUAGAAAACAAAUAUUUGAUAUAGUAAUCCUCUUCCUUGGCUUCUCCUUUCAGUGGAAUAGUAAUACCCAGUCUAUAAAUGAAUUUAAACUGAUUAAAUAUUCUUUUUCUUUAAAAUAUUAACCUUUCUGAUUUCUGUUUCAGCAUAAAAUAAAUAUAUAUACUGUUAAGACAUAUUUCCAUCCAAUAUCAUAUACCUUAUUGAUGCUUCUUAUGUAACUCUGUUUUACUCAUUGAAACUCAGAAACUUGGUUCAUCUAGAUUUAAACAACUUCCUUGAGAGUAUUGAAGCUUGAUUUCGUUAAAAAAAUAACAUAAAGAGACAUCUAACAAAACAUGAGCAUAUGAAGUUUAAUUUAGGCUGUUAAAAAGUAAAAUUGGUUGUUUCAGGUUUUUGGAAACCAGAAGGUUAAUUGUUUCAAAUUUCUGUAGGAGUUGGUUAAUCCACUAGAUGAAAUUGAGUUAAGUUUCAUUGAUUCUGCUUAUUUAAUUUAUUUUACAUCAAUGCAUCCUUUCUUUUCCCAAUAUAUCAUCCUACACUAUUAUUAAGAAAAUUAUCAUUUGUAAUAAAAUCAUAUAGAAAUGUUCUUCACCCCUUUGUUGUUGACUUGAUAACCAGGCACACAUUUGUUACAUGUAAAUACAUGUUAAAAAUAUCUAUGUGUAUAAUGUACACCUAAAUAUGUGAAUAAUUGUAAUAUAUUUAAGAGUAUUUGGUAAAGAUGUUUCUGUUGUAUAGUUUAUAAACUAGACAGAUACUUUGACGAAUGGUUGAUAGAAAGAGAUAUUUUAGGUGAAUGUGGUGCUUUAUUGUGUACUACGGUAUGUUUUAUCAACAAUUAUUGUAGAUUUCAUGCAAAGUUGUAAAAUACCUGUUCAUAAAAUAAAUUAUCCUAUUAUAUGCA